Messenger RNA from Mycetomoellerius zeteki, 985 nucleotides. RefSeq lists its product as uncharacterized. The record is from RefSeq and is a predicted model, not a curated record. Gene Ontology annotation, molecular function: olfactory receptor activity; odorant binding. The coding region runs from base 133 to 936 and encodes 267 amino acids. The transcript is spliced from 7 exons. Gene Ontology annotation, biological process: detection of chemical stimulus involved in sensory perception of smell; sensory perception of smell. Lineage: Eukaryota; Metazoa; Arthropoda; Insecta; Hymenoptera; Formicidae. Gene Ontology annotation, cellular component: plasma membrane.
GCAUGUGUUUAGGUAAAGGUUUGUCUUAAUAUAAUACAAAAGGACUGGCAAUCAUUAAAUUCAAUAGAAAAGGUUAUUCUGGAACGGCAUAGUAAGUAUGGACAACAUCUGGCGACAUUUUAUGCAGUUUUCAUGCAUACGACGGCGAGCCUUUUCGUAGUGAAACCAAUCAUGCUGACCCUGAUGGCGGAUAAUGUCAAUAAAACUAAAUCUUCCAUUCCAUUCGAGUCGAGAUUACCCUUCCGUGUAGAAUACGGCAAAAAAUUCAAUCAGUAUAUAUAUCCAAUAGCAGUGCAUAGUUAUGUGGCCGUAGCCGCUCAUUCGUUUGCUACAGUCGUGGCUGAUGCUUUGUAUUAUACCCUCAUUCAACAUGCUUGUGGAAUGUUCUCCAUUAUUGGAAACGUAUUGGAAAACAUUGGAAAAAAUGACACGGAUGAGGUUGACACGAAAUCAGAUAAGAUUAAAGACGACAAUUAUUAUAAAACUUUACACUGUUUACGUAGACAUCUCGGUGUAAUAGAAUUUUCGGAACAUAUUGAAUCUGUAUAUACGAAGAUAUUUCUGAUAAAUCUUAACUUUAACAUGAUUAUUGGCAGUUUAUAUGGUAUACAAAUGUUGAUAAAUCUUGACAAGGACGUGAAUGACAUCGUCGCACCUAUUAGUAUGUAUAUUGGACAACUCAUUCAUAUGUUUCUUCAUUUCUGGCAAGGUCAAUUUCUACUGGAUUACAGCAUCCUUCCGUACGAAUCUAUCUGCAGGGCGAAUUGGUAUUACACUUCGCAAAAGUGUCGAAAACUUCUGCUCCUAAUGAUGUACAGAACAGUAAUACCUUGCAAAAUAACAGCUGGUAAAUUAAUGAUUCUAUCUAUUGAUAAUUUUGCCGUGGUUGUGAAGACUUCUCUGUCUUAUCUCACCGUGUUCCGUUCUUUGCAAUGAUGAUUUGGCGCAUUUAAAUAUUCACUCAAAAACUACUUAAAUUAAAAUG